Symbiodinium natans is the source of this 693-nucleotide messenger RNA. NCBI's taxonomy places the organism in Eukaryota, Dinophyceae, Suessiales, Symbiodiniaceae. The record is from the annotation of a GenBank genome assembly.
AUGGCUCGUGAAGAUGCAGCGGACGAGGAUGAGGAGGAAGUGCGACAACGGAAGGAUGAGUUUCUGAACUUCCGCAGAAACUUGGAUGGGAUGCGUGCCAAGCAGGAGGGCAUUGAAUCAAAUGCCGACAAGCUGAAGUCACAAGGCAACCAGUUCUUUCAGCUCGGCCUGUACGUGCAGGCCUCGAUGAUGUACAGUGAGGCCUUAGACUUGCAGCCUGAGAGCACGGUGCUGCUGAACAACCGGGCCAUGGCCUACUUGAAGCAGGGCAUGUGCGAGGAAGCUCUGGCAGACGCCGACCGCAGCCUGGAGUUGGACACGUCCAAGGAGAACAUCAAGGCCUUCUGGCGGCGAGCCCAGGCCCUCUUGGAUCUGGGGCUCCACGAGCAGGCCGAGACCGCGGCCAACGCAGGCAUCGCGGUGCAGGCCAACAACACGCACCUCUCUCGCGUGCGGCGGAAGGCCCGCGAGGCGAUCGCCCUGCAAAGGCUGUGUGGCGUGGACUGGGUCGGGAAGAUGGAGAAUGGAGUGGAAAAGAGAUACUCCUUCUCAAAGGAGGGAGAGAUGGCCAUGACCGUUGUCGGGCACAAGCUGAAGGCCACCUUCGACUUGAGCGUUGAGUGCACUCCGCAGUCCAUGGUGGUGAAAAUGCAGCCAGCCUGGCCCCCGGAGAGCCAUCCCAUCCUACCCUGA